AUGCCGCCUCAAAAUCGGGGCUUCGGCGCCGGACCAGCCGUCGGUGCGCCGUUUCAUCAGCCGGGCUUUCCGUCUCAUGGCCAGCCUCAAGGGGUUCCGAUGGGCUCCAACCAGUACCUAAACACAAACACUCAGAUCAGUCCUUUUGCAGGGGCCAACGGCAACGCCUUUGGCGGGGGCCUCAACGGCACAGGCUUUGCCGACACCGGGUUUGGCAGCCAAAGCGCUCGGAUGGGCUUCGCUCACGGGCCUGGCACUGCUGGACUGCAACAAGCCCAACACGUCAGUCAGGUGCAGCACGCCGGCUUGCUGGAACAUCCGGCCAUGAGAACCCAGCCCAACAAGGGAAGAAUACGAGAAGUGUGGAAGCACAAUCUACACGAGGAAAUGGCCGUGUUGAGGGACUUGGUGGACAAAUACCCGUACAUUGCCAUGGACACGGAAUUUCCCGGCGUAGUGGCCAGACCAAUGGGUGGAUUUCGCGGCAAGAGUGAUUACCACUAUCAAUGCUUACGGACCAACGUGGACAUGCUCAAGGUCAUACAGAUUGGGUUGACCCUGUUCAACGAGGAUGCCGAGACACCUCCGGCCAGGCCGGGACCUGACACGGGGCUUGGUCCUGCCGCGCGGAGAACGGCAAGCCUCGGACCGUUCCCGUACUCGUGGCAGUUCAACUUCAAGUUCUCGCUCAAGGAGGACAUGUACAACGAAAAGUCGAUCGAGUCUCUGCAGCAAGCCGGCAUCGACUUUGCGCAUCUCGAACGAGACGGCAUCGAUCCCCACGAGUUCGCCUCGUUGCUGAUCCCCUCUGGCCUGGUCUGCUUCGACAACGUGCGCUGGAUAUCCUUCCACGGAGGCUACGACUUUGGCUACCUCACCAAGCUGCUCAUUUGCACGCCGCUGCCCAACGACGAGGUGGACUUUGACCACAAGAUGAAGCUCUACUUCCCCACCACGUACGACGUGAAGCAUCUUAUGAAGUAUGCGAUAAAGCUACACAGCCAGGGCUUCCUCACCCCGAGCGAUCCGGGCAGCGCCGAGAUCCUCAACAAGUUCGAACACAAGUCGGGCCUGGAGAACAUUGCCGAGACGCUCAAGAUCAAGCGCAUCGGCGCGGCGCACCAGGCCGGCUCGGACUCCCUGCUCACCGGCAAGGUCUUCUUCCAGAUGCGGGACAAGAUCUUCAACGGCGACAUUCCCGAAGCCCACAUUGGCAGGGUCUGGGGCCUGGGCGUGCCGGACGGGCCGAUGGGCCCAAUGGCCCUGAUGAUGAGCCAAGCCGGCAACGACGGCGGCAUGAACGGAGGCGGCGCGCCGAGCACCCCGAACACGGCCCCGGCCGGUCUGGUCAACAGCCCGGCCGCCGCGCAGACCCACAACUCCAACGGCAUGCCGCACAUGGGCCCGAUGACCCCGGGGGGAGGUGGAGGUGUCUUUGGAAGCUUUGCCUUUGCCGGCAACAGCAGAUAG
Messenger RNA from Ustilaginoidea virens, 1470 nucleotides. RefSeq lists its product as uncharacterized. The record is from RefSeq and is a predicted model, not a curated record. Lineage: Eukaryota; Fungi; Ascomycota; Sordariomycetes; Hypocreales; Clavicipitaceae. The transcript has 2 exons. The coding region runs from base 1 to 1470 and encodes 489 amino acids. Gene Ontology annotation, molecular function: poly(A)-specific ribonuclease activity; nucleic acid binding. Gene Ontology annotation, cellular component: CCR4-NOT core complex; P-body; CCR4-NOT complex.